Molecule: messenger RNA, 2266 nt
Organism: Osmia bicornis bicornis
Lineage: Eukaryota; Metazoa; Arthropoda; Insecta; Hymenoptera; Megachilidae
Product: BRISC complex subunit FAM175B-like
Exons: 7
Coding region: 302-1747 (481 amino acids)
Biological process (GO): attachment of spindle microtubules to kinetochore; mitotic spindle assembly; protein K63-linked deubiquitination
Cellular component (GO): nucleus
Molecular function (GO): polyubiquitin modification-dependent protein binding; microtubule binding
Source: RefSeq, a predicted model, not a curated record
AUCGGUACUUCCGAGUACGUCGUGGUCCACGCUGUGUUUAGAAUGCCGUUUGAAUGUGACAUGUUCAAGUUAAGAUUCGAAAAAUAAUAACUUUUCGGUUUGUGGAAAAAUAAAACACGUGUGGAAAAAACGAAGAACGUUAAAUCCAGCUGAUUUCUGCAAUUUUCGCCAAAGGUUAAAUGGAUUUCUUCGAAGGUGCUUGUACGCGACGUAACUGACUAAAAAGUAAACCGUUAACAUUUGACAUAACAAUCAGAAAGUAGAAAGGAAAUUACGAAGUGAAUAACAGUAAAUUGUCAACAUGGCGGAUGCUGAUUUUAUCAUUACAAUUUCGGGCGCCGCUCUUUCCUUAUUGUUUUACGAAAAUGUUCGUAACUGUGGAGAUCAGAUGGGAUUCUUAUUGGGAGAAACUCUUGAAUUUGUAGUGAAAACGUACACAGAUGCGGACAAUCAGAUAGAAACAGUGAAGAUACAGAAUAAUGUUGAAACUGUUGUAACUUGCCCAUUGCCAGAUCUUUUACAUGACUCUAUUGGUAGAAUUAAUAAAGAAAAUUUAAAGGAUUUCUUACGUGAUAAAAGUAAACAAGUAAUUGGUUGGUUUCGCUUUAGGCGAAAUACAGGAUUGAUACCAACUAUGAGAGACAGAAUAUUACAUAAAGAAUUUGCAACACACUUUUCUAAUGGCAAUUGUGCCAAAGAAAGGUUCUUUGUUACUUGUUUAUUAAAUUCUUCAACAAGUGAUGAAAGGGGCACACAUAAAUUUAAACAUGUAUUUUUAAGACGUACAAGAGAGAUAUUUGAACCAGUUCCUUUAAGGAUAAAUAAUCUAGAAAAUAAUUCAUUUCUUCAGGAAGGUUCAGAUUAUAAACCUCCUCCUACUAAAAGGUCAUCUGAUUUACCAGAUGUAUUUACCAACCUUAUAGAGUCUUCAAAUUUAAAUUUGACAAGGACAUCUGAUUUGGAAUCUGCUAUUACUAUCCAAAAAGCAGCUGAAACGUAUUUGAAUCAACUAAUACCAGAAUUAUACAAAUCUGAUUUUGAAGUAGCAGAGUUAGAAAGACAAGUUAAAGAAUUCAAAUUUCAUAAAAGGUCAAAAAUGAAUGGUAAUUCAAACAAUGUGGCUCGUGAGAUUAAGACCGCUAUUCUUCGUACCACCGAAGAAGGGAAAAAGUCAGAGCAACCCUCUCCAUUAAGAAAACAACUUUCAGAUGAAGUCUGUGAUGAUAGUCCAACAUUUAAAAACCAUUCUACUGCAGCUAGUCAGGCAAAUACCAUUCACAAACCAAAAAAUGCAGUAAUAUAUGCUGAGAAAAGUAUAAAUCAAGAGAAAGCAAGGACAAAUAUACAGGCAGUAGAAAUUCCUAAUCAAAAACCAUCCUUUGUAAAUUCCAAUUCAGAAAUGAAAGUCAAUGUUACAGAAACUAUGUCAAAUAAAACCAGACGCUUCAAUAUGCAGUCAGAAAUCGUAAAAGAAUCGAUCUGCAAAAGUGAAAUGAAUAUGGUUGGUCUUGGACGUGGUAGAGGCACACCGGUUCAUGAAUUUACAGAACCAAAGAAAACUAGAAGGACUAGAGGUCCGAAUCCUACACAAAGUAAUAGUGAAAGGACUUCGCAUAGUCAAGUGGCACGACAAGAAUCGUCUGAAGCGAAUUAUGUACAAAAUGUUCCUUUUCGACCAGCUUAUAAUGAAAUUGCAAAGAAACAAGUAAAUAAUACACGCAAAUCAGAUUCGUCGGAAAAUCAUUAAAUAAAAGAGAAUUCCGGUUAUUUUUAAUUUACUUUAAAAGCUUUAUAACAGUAUACUUAAAAAUGUAGCGCAUUCGUGCAAAAGAAAAGAAAAUGAUGAAGGUUUAAGAGCGCUUACACUAGAGUUGUACGCAUUGUAAAUAUUUAUACAUACAAAUACAUAUAUUUUAAAAUAUAAAUAAACUGACCGUGUCUGAUAUAUGUUAGACUGGUCUGUUUUUGUUUUUAAAUAUUACGAAGAUAUCGAGGAAAAAAUGCUAUCGUGCCGUGUUCAUAGUAUCGAAUAUGUGCAUUAUAAAGUGGAGAGGCAUUACAGACUGAAGUACUGAAUAGUUUUUAAUGCGUAUGUAACAUGCUCUUAAAUAUUUACAGUGCUCUAUAUUUCUAAGUUAACUAUGUUUCCUUUAAGCUCGGAGAGAAAUAUAGAGUAUAUGUUAUUCUUUGAUGUAAAUUUUGUUAAAUUGUGCCAUUACAGUUUUAAGUAUUUAACGUAUAAAAUAAAUAUAAACGUUUUGCAUUA